UUGGCGAUGUCGGCGGCCGGAGCUGGGUCGCUGUGCUCGGCCCGCCUGGAGAGCGUGCGGGCGCUGUCGGGGCUGCUCCGGGAGGCGCGGCGCAGAGAAGUGGCAGAAGAAAGUGUAUUUCGAGACCUCCUGGAAAUCCUGACCAGUGCCUCCCGUGCCAUUGAGCAGAGCUGCAAGGACUCCUGUGGGCUGGCAGAUGUGGACACCUGCCUGCUGCUCGUAGCCGAGUGCUUCAGGUGCCUGAGGAAUGCCUGUGUGCAGUGUGCCAGGAACCAGCACCUCCUGAGGAAUUUGGGUCUCAUCUCUACAUCUGUCCAUUUGAUCAAACUGCUUCAUGGAAUGCAAGUCAAAGAAGAAUUGUUAUUGCCUGCUCUUCGUUGUAGUCUCCAGUUUCUUGGAAACAUUGCAGCAGGAAAUGGAGAUUCCCAGAAUAGCCUUUGGAAGUGUGCUUUCCCAGAUCUCUUCUUGACGUGCCUGACGCACAGCGACAGGAAGGUUGUUGCCUAUUGCUGCAUGGUCCUGUUCACCUGCCUGGACCCGGGGAAGGUGGGAGAGCUGCUGCACCCUGGGAACUUCGCUGUGGCUCUGCACGUCCUGAGAGUCUACAGGGAGCAGCUGGAGUCCGAGUGGUCGUUGCUGAUUGUUACAGACCAUUUGCUGCCAUGUCCCGAGCUGGUAAAAGCCCUCUACACCAAACUGAGCAAUCAAGAAAGAGUUACUCUGUUGGAGCUGAUGCUGGCGAAGGUGGGUGAGAAGAGCUGUGUUGGCAGUGAGGAGCUGGAGGUGUUGGAGAGCCACGCUGCCUUCCUGGCGGGCUGUUUCCAGGAGCAGUGUGGAGCCGUGCUCAGGUUCACUGCUGCAGCACAGGCACAGGAUCAGGAAGCGCUGGUGACAGUGCGGCUCCUCGAUGUCCUUUGUGAGCUGACCUCCAGCAGUGGGCAGCUGGGCCGGCUGCAGGCUCUGCCUGGGCUGCUGGAAGCAGCUGUAGAUACCCUGAGAUUAACUCACCUUGCUGGGAAACAAGCUGUGAAUGUUUUCACUGCCACACAUGCCGUGACAGGGCAGGAAGAAGUUUCACAUCCAGCCGUGGGUUUUAAAUCUCAUCUCAUUCGUUUGAUUGGAAAUUUGUGUUACAAAAAUAAGGAAAACCAAGACAAGGUGUAUGAGUUGGAUGGCAUCCCCUUGAUUCUGGACAACUGCAGCAUUGAUGACAACAAUCCCUGUAUCCUUUACAAAAGAGUUCUGUUUUUUGAGUGUGACUCACAGAAGAGGUGUGGGGUUUCACAGGUGGGUGCCAGCACUGCUUUCACUGGGUGCCCAAGUGUGACUGGCCUCAGGACUUUAUAGGUUGUGUUUAAAAUGGUUCAGAAGUGAGCAAAGGCACAAAUAGGCUUUCAUGAGCUGGAUUCUGAGUAAGUUGAAUUGUGGUUAUAUUCUGUUUCCUAAAAUAAUAAAUAUUGCUGGUUUGCAAAUGUCAGCUCAGAGAGCCAGCUGUGACAGGAAUCUGAAUCCAAACUCUGACUGUUGUGUCAGAUCUUGGAGCCUUUGCUUCCAUUGAAGCAUCUGUUCAGGAGGCUGAAACAGUACCCCAUCAAUUCUCUGCACUUAAUAAAUGGGGUUGGGGAGGUUAUUCUAAGCACAGAGUCAAGGCUAACAGGGUGUUGUAAGAAUGUUUAUAACUGAGAAAAUCAAUGGUGCUCAUUACUGAAAUGCUGAGGAGAUUUUAAUGUAAAUGGUAUUGUGCUUCAUAUUAUCUUCUUCCUGGGGUUUAAGAGCAGAGACUUUCCAAGACAGAUUGCUGUUAGAGAGAAAUGACUUUAUAUUGAAGAGAAGCAGUUGUUAAGCAGAGUUUCCCAUCUCUUGAGGCACCACACAGUCAUCCUGCCAAGUGUGUUUAGUCAGGGAUUCUCUGCCAUCUGAUCAUUAGCUCUGUGUGAGUUUCUGCUGCUACAACUUUGC
This is a messenger RNA of Corapipo altera (White-ruffed manakin), 1959 nucleotides long. It is a transcript of the gene ATXN10, whose product is annotated as ataxin 10. Gene Ontology annotation, cellular component: cytosol. NCBI's taxonomy places the organism in Eukaryota, Metazoa, Chordata, Aves, Passeriformes, Pipridae. The record is from RefSeq and is a predicted model, not a curated record. The transcript has 11 exons. Gene Ontology annotation, biological process: neuron projection development. Bases 7 to 1347 code for a protein of 446 amino acids.